CCAAUGUAAAUAAAAGGAAUAAGAAUUGUUUUUGUUAUGGGCUAGCCAUUAAACACAACUCCAAAGUGACAUGAAUAGUAUAAUUAACAACUUGUUAACAACUAUGCAUCUACACCAAAUUUUUGCAAUUAAGAAAUGCACCAUGUCAAUGAUCCCUGGACGAGAUAAGUAUUUGUGGUAUGGCAGCAUUUCCUUGAAGAGAGUGACAAGAAAAUGUGUAAUAUAACGAAACGACACUUUCUCUUUGUAGUGAUUACAUAAAUUAUAACCUGACCAGAAGUGACUUGAUGCAUUGAGGUGUGACUUAAAGCAGUAAUAUGGCAGAAGUUCACCUAUUGGAGUUUACUACUGAAGAAAUUCAGGAAAAGUUCCCCCUCCAUUGGUGUGUAUGGAAUGACAAUACUCAAAAACUUGAGGAGUUACUUGCAUCUAAAUUGUACAACACAGAAUUAGCAGAUCCACAUGGGCGUACACCACUACUACUAGCAGUAGCUCUUGGAUUUGACGAGUCUGUGAAAAUAUUGCUAAAGUAUUCAUGUGAUGCAUCUGCCACAGAUAAACAGGGUUGGAAUGUCACACAAGAAGCUGUUGGCACAGGAGAUCCUGAUUUAAUCUCAACAAUUAUUCAACAUAGGGAAUAUCAAAGAUUUACUCAAAAAUCUGCGGGUAUCACAGAUAUUCUUGAAGCUCUUGAGGAGGCUGAUGAUUUUUAUGUUGAAAUGAAAUGGGAAUUUUCCAGUUGGAUUCCACUGAUAUCGAGAAUGUGUCCAAACGAUUCAUAUAAAAUAUAUAAAAGUGGUGCUACAGUGCGAGUUGAUACAACAUUAAAAGGAUUCGACCAAAUGAACUGGCAACGAGGAAAUCAAAGUUAUAUCUUCAAAGGUGGAACAAGGUCGAGCGAAUUCUUUGACAUCGAUCAUGACCGUAAAUCUUACUGGAAAGAGUGUGUUAGUAUCAGAGAUGACACGAUGACAUUAGAUUCAUUGAAGCCACCUCCAUCUGUUGUUUCUUCUCGUUUAAUGUCACAAAAUGUCACUUCAGUUCUCGACCACGAAAAUAUCAGCUUCACAAGACAGAAAGCUGGUUUCUUGGGUUGGGGUGGCGAUAAAACUGACAACAUUAAUGGUUAUGAAGCCAAAGUGUAUUCUGUUUCUGGUGUGGAGUUGGUGACAAGAACGAGGACUGAACAUCUAUCAGAGGAAGAUAUAAUAAGAUUACAAGAAGAGAAGAAAGAAGCACAGUCUAAAGUACCAGCUGUCUUGAAUUUUCUCACACAUUCUGAGCAUGAAGAGGAACAAAACAAAGACAACAUCAUCAACCCUACGUCAUCAAAUCCGUACGUGAUGUCUAUCGAAGAAUACUUCAAUCCCAGACUCCACCCUGGUAAAGAUGUGGGGCACUUAAGACAGAUGACAUCAAGAACUCAAAAAUUUUCGGCUACCGUGGCUUUGUCGGAUGAAUUUCCACUGUCUCUGCAAGAUCAAGUUUUACCUAUCAUUAACCUAAUGGCUAACAGCAGUUCACAUUUUGCCAAACUGAGAGAUUUUAUCACGUUGCAGUUACCCGCAGGAUUCCCGCUAAAAAUUGAAAUCCCGUUAUUCCAUGUACUAAACGCACGAAUUACAUUCAGCAAUAUUAAUGGUGUUGAAAAAUGUCCAGAUGGAGUGGUUGUAUUGGAAGAGGCUGUCGAAAAAGAGUCGGCUGCUGACGAAGACGACGAACAAGUUCGCACGAACAAAAGGCGUUGUGUUAUAGAUAAAUCUAUCUUUGAUGUUUAUCGUAGUUAUAAAGAUCUUGGUACAGAUGUGGGAAUGUACAGGGAUACUGGAUAUUCUCAACGAGAUGAAGAAGACGAGUUGUUACAACUUGCUAUUCAACAAAGCCUCAGUGAAGCUUCUUUCCAAGGAGAGGGAGGGAUCGACACUGCUAACCUUCCUGAGUUAGAAUAUAGAGGAUGGACGGUUGGUGCAAAUCAGGAAGAUGAAGAACUACAGAGGGCUAUUCGAGAAAGCCUUCAAGGUGAUGUCACUUCAGACGCUAAUAAUGCCCCUGUGGCGGAGAGUUUAAAUGAAGAAGAACAAUUAAAACUAGUGAUGCGAUUAUCAGCGCAAGAAGAUGAAGACGCUGAUAAAAGAAGGAGAGAGGAAGAGGAGGAACUAGAAAAGAUUUUAGCACUAUCUUUGACAGAAAAAUAGCUGGAAAAUAUUUUGAACCAAUUUUGAACCAAUGAAAUUGGUGGAAGCCUUUAAACUCCUAGCAACGGAGUUAAAAAGUUUUUGUUAGGGAAACUAAUAGUCAUUUUUCUGACUGUGACAGAAAAGUGAGGAAAUUUUGGUACUUUAUGAGAGAAGUCUUGAUUAACCUAUCAUAUCAGUUUUUAAGAGUGAGAUUAAAAAUUAUUUCUGAAGAAAGGUAGGAAAAUAUUCUCAUUGUCUUAUAGUGUCAGAGAAUUUCGUAUGUUAUGAGUUUGUGUCAAUGCACUUUUUUAUAAGAAAUAAAAGAAGAGAUUUUUAUUUUUAAAAAAUUGGAACUAGAUAAAAAAUGUUAAUCUAAAUCCUGCAGCCUUUUAUUUAGGAAGAUAAAAUGCAAAAGAAAAGACAUACCGAGGCUUCCUUGAAAUUUGGAAUUCUUCGAAAAUAACAUGUGACGCAAUUUUUUUUUCAGAAAUGAGUUGCAAUUUGCUUCGCUUGGAAAUUUAAAACAACGUUUUGUUUAUAUCUUAUUUAAAUAUAUUUUUUAAUUAUUUGUCAAUUUAUAAACACAAAAACUAACGAAGACACCUUAUUCCCCUUCUAGCUGUCUUUUUAAAAAUGUCCUGGUAACUAGAGUUACCCAUACGAAUUCUUAAAUAAAUGUUUGCAUAGCGUUUU
Hydractinia symbiolongicarpus is the source of this 2870-nucleotide messenger RNA. Its product is annotated as ankyrin repeat domain-containing protein 13D-like. The record is from RefSeq and is a predicted model, not a curated record. The transcript is spliced from 15 exons. NCBI's taxonomy places the organism in Eukaryota, Metazoa, Cnidaria, Hydrozoa, Anthoathecata, Hydractiniidae. Gene Ontology annotation, molecular function: protein binding. Gene Ontology annotation, cellular component: cytoplasm. The coding region runs from base 318 to 2195 and encodes 625 amino acids.